AUGGGUCGUGCAAAGCUAGAAAUAAAGAAAAUCAAGGAAUAUGGACCUCGUCAAGGGGCGUACACAAAUCGCAAGAGGGGAGUCGUGAAGAAAGCUGAUGAAUUAUCAAUUCUUUGCAACAUAGAUGUGGUGCUCACAAUGUUCUCUCCAGCUGGGCGUCCAACAACUUUUGCUUCCAAUGGAAGGAGCGAGGAAAUCUAUUUGCGAUAUUUCAGAAGGCCUGAAUCUAGAAGAGGGCAUGUUCUAGAUGCAUCGCCUAUUGUUGGGAGGCUCAAAUGUCUGAAGCGCGAACGAGAAUUGAUGGAGACAAUAUCGAGGAGGGAGGCUCUCAAGAAAGAAAUCAAUCUUAUCAACGAAAAAGUUAAGGAUACUAGUGAUAAGCUCAGGUCUUGCUUCUCAUCUAUUAUUUUUACGGACUUGAUUUUGUAUCAGGUUGACUGA
Papaver somniferum (opium poppy) is the source of this 441-nucleotide messenger RNA. RefSeq names its product agamous-like MADS-box protein AGL104. Gene Ontology annotation, molecular function: protein dimerization activity; RNA polymerase II cis-regulatory region sequence-specific DNA binding; DNA-binding transcription factor activity, RNA polymerase II-specific. The transcript is spliced from 6 exons. Bases 1 to 441 code for a protein of 146 amino acids. Gene Ontology annotation, biological process: positive regulation of transcription by RNA polymerase II. NCBI's taxonomy places the organism in Eukaryota, Viridiplantae, Streptophyta, Magnoliopsida, Ranunculales, Papaveraceae. The record is from RefSeq and is a predicted model, not a curated record.